CUGGGCUGCCGCAAUGGAACUCAGCGCCGAGUACCUCCGGGAGAAGCUACAGCGAGAGCUGGAAGCGGUGCACGUGGAGGUGGAGGACAGGACUCCCAACCGUUGCUCGGCCAGCUUCCGAGUCCUGGUGGUGUCCUCCAAGUUUGAGGGGAAACCGCUGCUACAGAGACACCGGCUGGUGAAUGCCUGCCUCGCGGAAGAGCUUCAGCACAUCCAUGCCUUUGAGCAGAAGACCCUGACCCCAUGA
Messenger RNA from Echinops telfairi (small Madagascar hedgehog), 247 nucleotides. RefSeq names its product bolA-like protein 2. Bases 14 to 247 code for a protein of 77 amino acids. NCBI's taxonomy places the organism in Eukaryota, Metazoa, Chordata, Mammalia, Afrosoricida, Tenrecidae. Gene Ontology annotation, biological process: intracellular iron ion homeostasis. The transcript has a single exon. Gene Ontology annotation, molecular function: 2 iron, 2 sulfur cluster binding. Gene Ontology annotation, cellular component: nucleus; cytosol. The record is from RefSeq and is a predicted model, not a curated record.